AUGGUGGCUGCUAGUACAGUUGAUUUCUACAGCAAGGCAAACUACGACACCUUCGCGAAAACCGCCAAACCUGUCGAGGUCGAGCAUCAGAAAUUAGGGACUAGCUACCGCUCCUGCAAACUCGGAGAUGGAACGAAGCUACUUGUGUGGAAUCACCAAGACUAUACCGAUUCGAAAGAAUUGACCAGCGACCAGUCCAACCUGCCAGAGGACAAAUCAGUGCAGUGUUAUCAAGUCCUCAAAGGCACUACUUCUGUCGUUGGCGUCCGGUUUAAAGAUGCUACCGGUGGAGAAAAGGGCCAAUAUUCCCUUCUUUUGAAACUCGCCAACAUUGGCGACGUUACAGUAUGGUCAGACAUGUCGGACAAAUACGCGAUUGCCGGUACUGUGCCCCGGGAUGGUACACUGGUGACAACCGCCUUGUAUGUUCGGGAUAAGAAGACGGGUGUAUAUGUUGUCACCGGGUCGAUCUAUUUCAAAUGGGACAAUGACAAGCAGAAAGUUGUGGUUCUGGAUCAGGAAGGCUGGCCGAAGAAGCAGCUUAAGCAUGAAGACGAUGGUAAAAACAACUUUACUAUUACCUUGAUUUCGACUGAGCAAUAA
Molecule: messenger RNA, 603 nt
Organism: Penicillium canescens
Lineage: Eukaryota; Fungi; Ascomycota; Eurotiomycetes; Eurotiales; Aspergillaceae
Exons: 1
Coding region: 1-603 (200 amino acids)
Source: RefSeq, a predicted model, not a curated record